This is a messenger RNA of Helicoverpa zea (corn earworm), 3901 nucleotides long. It is a transcript of the gene Cep135, whose product is annotated as centrosomal protein of 135 kDa-like. NCBI's taxonomy places the organism in Eukaryota, Metazoa, Arthropoda, Insecta, Lepidoptera, Noctuidae. The record is from RefSeq and is a predicted model, not a curated record. The coding region runs from base 277 to 3576 and encodes 1099 amino acids. The transcript has 2 exons.
UACAUAUAUAUCGAUGAUUGAAACGUCUAUUAAAAAAUAAAAUGCAUAUGAAUUCUAUGGUAAAAUGCCAACCAAACAAGCGAAACGUCAAAGUCAAAUCAUUCAAAAUCAAAAAAGUCAAAAAGCAAAACAAAUCUUAAAAAUUGUUGAUCCGACGAUUGUUUGUAGAAUUUUAUAAAUGUUUCAUUAUAACAAUAUGUCUCAUGACACAAAACAUUCCGUUUACGUUAUAGCACUUCGUUCAAAGUAAACAGUGCGAAGUGACAAUAUUGCAAAAUGGGGGAAGCAUACUUUACCCUCAAGCGUAAGCUAGAGGAUCUCGGUUAUAACAUAACAUUACCGAUAGACGCUGUACCCUUGGUAGAAUGUAUACUAGCAGACCUUUUGCAAACCACACGCAGUUUGCAACACUACAUGGAUUUAUCGAAAGAAGCUUUAAUGCAGCGCGAUUCUCUGAUGAUGGAAGCUGAGCCUUACAAAUGUGAUAAUGCUAAGUUAAUACAGGAAAACAAUCGUCUUCACAAAGAGAUUAUGAAAUUGUCGGAAGAAAGCCUCAAAGAGAGAAAAGAGUCCAAGAGAAAAUUAAAGAAUUUGUCUGAAGAGCUUAUAAAAAAAGAUUUGACUAUAAGUAAAUUACAACAUGAUCUAAGAGACCUAAGCCUGAGAGGAUUGUGUGCUGACACUUUAAGUAGUCGCAACAAAAGUAGGAGAAGAGAUGUGGAAGUUGGUUCGUCCAGAACAUGCAUAUGUAGUGAAAAAAGGAGUUCCAGCAGUGACAAAGACCUCACAGAAUUGACACAAAAGAUUCAGUCCCUUGAAGAGAAGAAUGAUGCAUAUUGUGAUGAAAUAAUGGUGCUUAAAAGUCAAGUUGAGAAUAGGGAUGAUGAAAUUAUGCGCCUCAAUAUGUUAUUAGAAGGCGGCAGGCCCUUAACUGCUAUAAGUAGAGAAUGUUGUAACAUUAGCUCCAAUGAAAGAAUCCAAAACUUAAUGAAAGAUUUACGAGAACUAGAAUCAGCUAAUGAUCUACUGAAGAAAGAAAUUGAUAAUGGUUUAGAGAAACAACAUGAAGCAAUGCUGCGAGCAUUAACUCUUGCAGACAAAAAUAAAAGUUUACAAGAAGAAUUACAAAAAGUAGAUACAUUAGCUUUGAAAGUGGAAGAAGAUUGUAAUAAGAGACUAGCUUCAAUGACAAAUGAAGUUAACUUCUUGCAAAAGAGAGUAGAAGGCUUGGAGUCCAGAAAUACGACGUUGGAAAGUCAACUUACAGAGUAUCAGCUCAAAGAAAAUACACCCAGAAUAAACAAAUUGCAGGAAGAAUUAGCAUUAGCCCUAAAAGAAAAUGAAUCAUUACAAAAUGAGAUCAAAGAUCUGAUAAGUCUUAAUAAGAAUUUACAAGAUAAGAUUGUAAAAUUGCCUCAAGUCAGGACUCCAUCAGAAGUCAGUGAUACACUUGGACGCAGUAAAGACAAAGUAAACUGUCCAACUAAAAGUGAAUUACAGAAACUUUUAAGAGAUGAAAGAAAUAAAUAUGAGAUUCAUAUAAAUAGUGUCCAAGAAAAGAUGACUGAAAUCAUGAAUUCCUUUAAUCAGCAUAUGUUAAAAUGUAAAGAUAGAGAUAGUUCUAGAAUAAACAGUUCAAAAGAGAAUGCAUUUAUAAGAGAUUUACACACUCAACUAUGUGAGAAAGAGCAGAAAAUAUUGAUGUUAAGAAAAGAAAUUGAUGAAUUGAAAAGGAAAACAUGUUAUAUGGAGGAGAAUAGUAAACAAAAUUUCAAAGAUGUUAUUAGUCAGUUGAAUGUAGAAAAUGCUGAAUUGUCAAAAGAAAACAUACUUCUGAGUAAGCAACUGAGUCAAUACAAAAAUUUGAACUCAGCAACUGCACAAGCACAGCAACACAGCAGUGACAGAGGUGAUUUCGUCAGAAAUGAUAUUCAAAAACUCAAAGAUCAAAUAAAUGAAUUGUUGAAUCAAAUUCAGUUACUGAAGAAAGAUAAACAAGAAUAUAAUUUGAGAUAUAAAGAAGCCCUGGAAUUGUCAGAAAAAUUGAAAAUGGAUUUAGUAUUUAAACAGAAAGAGAUAGAACAUCUGGAAGAAGAAAAUUGUUCUUAUAAAAUGACCAGUAGAAAUGGCAAAGCUUCUACAGAACAUCUUAAGGACGAAUGUAAUUUCUUGAGAGAUCAGUUGAAGAAACUGCAAUCAGAUGUUAUUAAAGAGAAAACACUUUCAAGUCAAAUAAAGAAUAUUCAGAUUGAAACAGAAAGGAGUGGUCAUGAGUUACAAAAUGAGCUUCUGAGUGUACAGAAGAAACUUAGUUUAGCUAAUGACAAGAUAGAGUCACUGGAAAAGAAGUGCAAAGACCUACAAUCUGAAAUGACAAGCAUAAGGAAUGACAAAUCAAAUCUUAUUGAGAACAUCAGAAAAGUUGAUCAGGAAAGGGAUAAAUUGGUGAUGGAACUGGAUCACAAAACUGAAACUAUAUGUUCGCUGGAACAAAAGAUUAAAUCUCAGACAUAUAAUAUAAGUAAAUUAGAAAACGAAAUCUCAGAUUUGAAUAGAAAAAUAAAUGCUAACAAAGUGUCAGAACACAAAUUAGCUGAUAAUGAAACACAAAUUACAUUCCUUAAUGGUGAAAUUUUAAGACUGAACAAACAACUUGACACUGCUAUUAUGGAAAAUAAACACUUGCAAAAUAGUUUAGCUGAUGCUAAUGGCGCACUAAAACUUACUAAGAUAGAGCAUGAAAAAUCGCGAAAGGAAGUAGAAGGCUUAAAACAACAACUGCAGCACUAUGUUGCUGAAGUCAGGCGUAUUGAAGAGUUAUUAUCACAAAAAGAAGCUGAAAGGUCUGAUAUGUUAGAACAUUUUGCUAGCCUCUCAGUAGAAGCUAAUAUUUUAGAAAAUACAAAUCACUCUCUCGAAAGUGAGUCUGCUUCUAAGACAGUACAGUUGCAAACCUCAACAAGCAGGAUCCAUGGCUUGGAGGCCAAACUUCAUGACAAGGACAAUAUAAUUGAGACACAAGCAUCUCGUAUAGCUACUUUGCAGUGUAAAAUAAAUUCAUUGGAAAAUGAAGUCAAACUCAUGGCUGAAGAGAAAACUAUACUUGAGCAAAACAUUUCUUAUUUGAAACAAAUGUGCAGUAAUUUGCAAUCUGAGAAAUUAAAUACAAGUAAAGGAAUUAAUGAAGCUGAUUCAGAGUUAAAGCUUUAUGAGAAUAGAAUAAAAAGUCUUUCUAAUAGGAAGACCAAGCUUGAAAUAGAAAAUGAAGAGAUGAAACAAAACUUGGCUACAACAGAGAAGUUGUUAUCAAAUGCACGAAAAGAGAUAGUAGAGCUCAAGUUAGUAUUGCAAGAUGCUACCUCAGAAACUAAAUCUCUGCAAGAGAGUGUCAACAGAUUAACCAAAAGAGAUGAAGAACAUCGAGAGUCUACUUUAGUGGAAGAUGUUGAAUAUGAACUACCACCUAUUAUGCUUGACGAGAUCCAGGAGGGCAGUAAUGAGGAUGAUGAAGAAACUAAUUUUGAGAGCAUCCAGAAAAGGUUUACAAAGUAUUCUCACAGUAGCAGCACUCUGUAAUGCUAUGAAAUUAUAAGUUCUUGGAACAUUUCUCACACACAGGGUAAGGUAUACUGAUAAUAAUGUAUUGUGUAUACUAAAGUAUACAAUACUUAUCAAUCUAGUUCAAUAUAGAAAUUAAUCUUAUUAUAUAAUAAUAAUAUUGUCUUUGGUGAUGUCGAAUUUGUAACAGAUGAAUUGUUUGUGUUCAUUAUUAUAUGUAGAAUUAAUUUGUAUAUAAUUAUAAAGACCUAAUAUAUGGACUUGAUGUAUUGUAUGUUAAGUUUUAUUUCUCAAAAGUAUAGGAUUUUAUAUAAUAAAAGUGCCACAAAUUAUAUCCAAACCA